AUGGGUCGCUUCUAUAAUAUAUCCACGUAUUCAUCCAAUAUCAAAACUGAACAUAUUACAAGAUGUUUGACAAUUUCUUUGUUUACUUCAAUUUUUGUGGCUUUUAUGGUUUAUGAUAUUCGUAAAGUAAUAUUAGCAAAAUCUUAUCCACUUAUCGAAACCAAAUUCGAAGUUCGAGAAAGGUUAUAUAUGCCUGGAUUAGUUAUUUGUGGACCAAAUAUGAAUGUUCAACCAAAAUGUUAUUUGGGGUUGACGGGCACUAAAGGAACCGAAUGUGAUAGUCGUUGGUGGACUCAAAGAUCAAUUGAACAAUUUAGAUUUAUUUUCCCAGACACAAUUGGGGAAGGUGCUUGGCUUCCAAAUGCAAGAAAUUGUUACAUAUUUACACCUCCAUACACGGCAAUGUUUUCACCAAACUUGACGGAAGAGUUGACAAUUCAUCUUUAUUCUAACGAAACCACUAUACCCGCACCUUCAACACCUCGAUGGGUUCAAUUCGGUGUCUUUUGGCCAUGGAUGGGACAGGAUCCAUAUUUAGUACGACCAGAUUUCUUUAAUUUGCCAAGCGAAACGUUAUUCACUUUUUCACGAAGAGAACGAUAUAGAUUAGAUGGAAAACUCCAAAUUACUUAUGAUGUAUCUCCUGCAAGGAGAUCAUUACCGAUUUUCAGAAAUGACACAAAGAAAUGGGGUGAAAUUCAUAUUAGACCUGAUUAUGAACCAGCUCUUGGUGGAUACGAAGUUACUGUUAACCGAGAACGUGUAUAUUUCACAGUAUACGAUCUACUUCCAACAAUUGGUGGUUUAAUAGGAUUGCUUUUCUUAAUAUAUAGACUUUUAUGGGGUGACAAUCGGUUAAACCCGUUCGGAUUAUUUCAAAAAUAUAUAUUUCGUUCACUUCCAACCAUAUCUUUUAACCAUUUUGGUAACGGGUAUGGACUAUACAACAAUAAUGCUAUCGCUUUAGAUCGUAUUGAAAAACCACAAUCAGCUGCUAUAAAAUCAAGAUUUAAGAAAAUGUGUGAUGAUGACUCUGAUAAUAUUCAACAUGAUACGAGUUAUCCUUUUAAAGGAUAUGGACCUGAUGAAAUGAGAUGUUCUUUAUUAGAAUCAGGGGCAAAUCCUGGCACUGGUGGAAACAUUAACCAGACAAACUCUGACCAGGUUAAAGAUGAUCAUAGUCAUAUUGUUGAAAUAGAGAAUGUCAAGAAAGAGAUAGAUCAAUUAAGACAAGAACUUCUUGAUUGGAAGAAUAUUUUAACACCUUGUUUCUUUAUACCUUUAUCAACAUAUGCCGCUGAUUAUAACGUAACAGUUGGUCCAGGAACUACUUUCGUCCCUCAAAAUCUUACUGUUAUGCCUGGUGAUAGGGUAAUCUGGAAUUGGGCUGGUGGUCAGCACGAUGUUGUUCAAACUGAUGGUCCUGCCUCAUCUUGCACAAAAUCCGCUGAUCCUAAUGCUUUCCAAUCGUUAGUGAGCCCACCAACAAAUAACUUUAUGAUCACGAUCAACAAAACAUCCGGUGCAUAUUUCUAUAUGUGUAGUGUAGCCACUCAUUGUUCAGCUAGUGGUAUGUGGGGUGUUAUUACGAUCGGCGGUAGUGGCACACCUUCAGGUUCACCUUCUGCUUCCCCUAAUGGUAGUCCAACUGGUGGUAGUAGUCCGGCUAGUAGUGGUAGCCCUGGUAGCUCUUCAAAUCCACCUGCAAAAUCUUCAAGUACUAAAAAUGUUACUAGUAAUUUCAUGUGUGGUGUUGAAGGUUACUCUGCCAAAGUAUGCACCACAUCACCUCAGAACACUCCGUUAGCAUUCCCAAAUACUAGUUAUGAAGUGAAUUUGGGCCGUGAUCAG
Messenger RNA from Cetraspora pellucida, 1851 nucleotides. The record is from the annotation of a GenBank genome assembly. NCBI's taxonomy places the organism in Eukaryota, Fungi, Glomeromycota, Glomeromycetes, Diversisporales, Gigasporaceae.